GAGCUUCAGGACACCUUGCUUCAAUCUUCCCUCUUCUGUCUGGACGAUGCAUUCCAGCUACUACUAACUAAAAGUACACACUUGAUAAGUAUCAUCUCCUAGUUCUGGUGGUCAAGACACCCCCAAAUUCAUUGUCUCCAAAAUGCUCCCGCCCAGCUCUGCUGUCUUCCUCGCGGCCUCGCUACUCGCGGCGCUGCCCGUCCAGGCAGAUGGACUGUACACGAAGAAAUCCCCCGUGUUGCAGGUGACAUCCAAGAACUACGACCAACUCAUUGCGCAUUCUAACCACACAUCGAUUGUAGAAUUCUACGCCCCCUGGUGCGGCCACUGCCAGAACCUCAAGCCCGCCUACGAGAAAGCCGCCAAGAACCUCGACGGCCUAGCCAAAGUCGCCGCGAUCAACUGCGACGAGGACACCAACAAGCCUCUCUGCGGCCAGAUGGGGGUGCGCGGCUUCCCGACCCUGAAGAUCGUGACCCCCGGCAAGAAGCCCGGCAAACCGCGGGUGGAGGACUACCAGGGUGCGCGCUCCGCCAAAGCCAUUGUUGAGGCCGUCGUUGACCGCAUCCCGAACCACGUGCGCCGCCUCACGGACAAGGACCUGGAUAGCUGGCUAUCGGACGACCACAAGGCCCCUAAAGCCAUCCUCUUCACGGACAAGGGAACCACCAGCGCCUUGAUCCGGGCGUUGGCGAUUGACUUUUUGGGCUCGAUUCAGAUCGCCCAGGUGCGGAACAAGGAGACGGCGGCGGUGGAGCGGUUCGGGGUGAAGGAAUUCCCGACCUUGGUGCUGAUCCCCGCGGGCAGCAGCGAGCAGGAUGCGAUUGUUUACAGUGGAGACCUGAAGAAGGCGCCUUUGGUGGAGUUCUUGAGCCAGGUGGCGGCGCCGAACCCGGAUCCUGCUCCGGUUGCUCCUUCGGCUGCUAAGAAAAGCUCUUCCUCCAAGGCUCCCGCGGCGGAGAAAAAGAAGAAGAAUGGAGAAGAAGAAGAAGAUGAUGAUGAUGGAAAGACUCAACAGGCGGAUGAAUCCGGAGCAGAGGAACAGCAGCAACAGCCGCCGGCCCCUGCGCCCCCCGUGCCGGCUCCGCAGAUCGAGUCUCUGACGACCCCGGAAGCCCUCGCCGCAGCUUGCCUGGCUCCCAAGUCGGGCACGUGUGUGCUGGCCCUUCUGCCUGAGGAGUCGCAGGCCGAGACGGAGACGGAGAGCUCAGCGCAAGUCGUCGCUCUGGCCAGCUUGGCCGAGGUGGCGCAUAAGCACGCUCUACACAAGAGCAAGCUGUUCCCUCUUUACGGUGUUCCAGCGACGAACAGCGGGGCGAAGUCCCUGCGUGUGGCCCUGGGGCUGUCGGAGCAGGGCCUCGAGAUUGUCGCUGUCAACGGCCGGAGAGGAUGGUGGAGAAAGUACGCUUCCGCAGAGGCCGAUUACAGCGUCGAGCGCCUGGACGCAUGGGUGGAUGCCAUCCGUCUUGGAGAAGGUUCCAAGGAAAAGCUACCCGAAGGCGUGAUCGUUGCGGAGUCGCAGCAGGCAGAGAAGCCUGUCGUAGCCGAUCAUGACGAGUUGUAAGAUAAUUGGGAGCCUGCGUUGUAAUGGGCGCCUCAGCAACUAGUAGCAUAACCAACGGUAUUUUAGUCAGGCCGAAACAUGUAUUUUUUGAGACGAUAUUGCCAGGCGAACGGGACAAGUGAAUGCUACAAACAAGAAACAAGAACCAAAGAAGAAG
Aspergillus saccharolyticus JOP 1030-1 is the source of this 1721-nucleotide messenger RNA. Its product is annotated as putative disulfide isomerase. Gene Ontology annotation, biological process: response to endoplasmic reticulum stress. Lineage: Eukaryota; Fungi; Ascomycota; Eurotiomycetes; Eurotiales; Aspergillaceae. The record is from RefSeq and is a predicted model, not a curated record. The transcript has 3 exons. Gene Ontology annotation, molecular function: protein-disulfide reductase activity; protein disulfide isomerase activity. Gene Ontology annotation, cellular component: endoplasmic reticulum lumen. Bases 143 to 1564 code for a protein of 473 amino acids.